CUCUCCCGUUAAAAAAAACAAAUAGGGUCUAGACUAGAUCUAGAUCUAAGCAUAUCCAGAUACAACAAUAAAAUGGCGUCUGAAGUAAAGAGUGGCCCAUCAACAUCUGGAACCAACAUGGCAUCCAGCAAAUCAGAUAAGUUGAAACGCUUGCGGGACCUGGAGUUGAAAAUGAAUGAGGCCAGAAAAAUGAACCACGCAGAGGUUGUUGCUGAAGAUGAAAGGAAAAAAAGACCCCAGAAUUUUGAAGCUAAACGUAAGCGCCUGGAGUGGGAACAAGAGCAAGCUGAGAAGAAAAAGGAGUGUGUGGCUAAGGGAGAGAACUAUGACAGGGUCAAGCUGCUUGAGGUGGGAGCUGAUGAAGCUGAGAGGUGGGAGAGGAAAAAGAAGAAGAAAAACCCAGACACUGGCUUUGCUGACUAUGAGCAGGCAACAUUCCGCCAGUACCAGAGGCUGACCAAACAGAUUCAACAAGAUCCCAAAAACUAUGAGAAGGAGAGAGAACAGCUAGGUGAUGACUUUUAUGCAUCAGCUGAUACAUUAGGCCUUCAUCAGCGCAAAGAUUCUGAGGAUGCCAUAGACAGGAUGGUCACAGACUUAGAGAAACAGAUUGACAAAAGAUCUAAAUACAGCCGUCGUAGGACAUUUGAUGAAGAAGCUGAUAUUGAUUACAUUAAUGAGCGCAACAUGAAGUUCAACCAGAAACUAGAGAGGUUCUAUGGAAAAUACACAGCUGAAAUCAAGCAGAACUUGGAGAGAGGAACAGCUGUUUAGUAUUGUUGUAGGGACAGCUGUUUUGUAAAGAACUGUCUUGUAUGAGAUUCUAAUGUAUUUAUCUGGAACAUAGGAAUGGAAUCUAAAAUGUAGAUUCUAUUUUUCUACCCUAAUUAUCGUCAAGCUACAGGCAUGUGUUUGGGGUCAUUAACCCUUUACAGUGGCCAGAGAAUUUUGUGUGGUGCAGUCUGGCGCAUCUGCCCGAACUAUUCAUAGUACAUUUAUUAACGUAGUAUUUCUUGUAUAUAAUUUCUUGGUAACAAGAAAUUAAAGAUACCUGCUGAAAAUAAGUUUGUUUUCUUGUUACUCCAUAGCUAGUGCAAUUUUUUAAAGCUCAGAUUUUUUUUUUAAAUUACAGGCAAUAUAAUUAGUGAAAUUGAAAUUUAUAAGGUAACUAAAUACAGUGAUAUUUAAAAAGAAAAUAGCUCCAAUGCCAAUGUUGAAUUAUUUUUAGCAUUUAAAUUUUUUUUUUUGUAUAAAAUUAUACAAGAAUUACGGUUUUAAGUUUGUUUUUUUUAGAUUAAAGUAAUAUUUUACCUAAUACAUAAUAAUUUCAGAAUAUUUUGUGUUAGAUGCUUUUUAUUUCUAAACAUUAGUGGUCAUUUCUAAAUAUCUUUUCUCAUAGCCGUCGGGUAAGUAAACUACUUUUGAUGUCCUGGGCGGGAGAUUGUUAAAUCACAUCCAUUGUACGUUACUCUUGAAUUCUUAUCUUAUUAUAUAAGGGGAUAAUUUCACUGUUUGGCUGUUUUGAUUUUUAAAAUUAUACAUUGUGUUACAUUAGUAACAAUUUCUACUCUGUAGAUUACAGAAUUUGGUUUUUCACCUUGUAAAAUACCAUACAAAUUCACUGUCAGUUAUGGUUGGUCCCUGUCAAAUCAGGGGAGUUAAUUUUUUGUUUACCCAUAAGGGAGUGAAUGACAAUUAUUUUUAAUAAAUCAGGGGAGUGAACGGCAAUUUGGUUGAUAAAUGAGAUAUAAAACUAGAGUACCUGCUGUCAUGUAGGGCAAGGAGUGUGAAGAGCUCCAGUGUAUUUUAUCUGUAAAUAUGUCACUUGUAAAAUAUAUUUUUCCACUGGGUGCUGCAUUGUGAUGGCAUGGUUUGAAACCAAUGAUUGUCUAAUACCAAUAAAGUAAAUCACUCAAAAUU
Physella acuta is the source of this 1920-nucleotide messenger RNA. RefSeq names its product pre-mRNA-splicing factor syf2. Lineage: Eukaryota; Metazoa; Mollusca; Gastropoda; Physidae. The record is from RefSeq and is a predicted model, not a curated record. Gene Ontology annotation, cellular component: Prp19 complex; catalytic step 2 spliceosome; post-mRNA release spliceosomal complex.